GCCGUCAUCGUCGGCGAUCCUGAUCGGAAAAAUCAUGGACAACAAUCCGAACAGAGCCGAAGCCGAGCGCUUACUCGGAAUCGCCGAAAAGCUCUUAACGAACCGAGAUCUAACCAGCUCACGCGACUUCGCCAUUCUCGCUCAAGAAACAGAGCCGCUAAUUGACGGCUCCGAUCAGAUCUUGGCCGUCGUCGACGUCCUCUUAGCCGCCGAUAAGCGCGUGAACAACCACCACGACUGGUACGCCAUUCUCCAGCUGGAUCGCCGAUCCGACGACCCCGAUCUGAUCAAGAAGUCGUACCGACGGCUGGCGCUGCUGCUCCACCCGGACAAGAACAAGUACGCCUUCGCCGAUCACGCCUUCCGGCUCGUCGCCGAUGCAUGGGCCGUUCUGUCCGACCCGACCCGGAAGCCGGUGUUCGACACCGAGCUCAACCUCUACAGCCCGGUCGAUCUCACCGGCGCGGCCUCAGCUUCCAAUCCGAACAAGCUUCCGGUGCGGCGGGGGCAGAAUGCUCGAAACGACGGCGGCGUUUCGGAGCCGCAGCAGCAAAAUCAACAGAGGUCGAGAUUGUCGAGCUUCUGGACGGCGUGUCCUUACUGUUAUAUACUGUAUGAGUACCCUGGGGUUUAUGAGAAUUGCUGUUUGAGGUGUCAGAACUGUAAGAGAGGGUUCGAAGCCGUGGUGGUUCCGAAUUUGCCGCCAAUGGUGCAUGGCCAGGAUGCCUAUUACUGCUGCUGGGGAUUCUUCCCCAUGGGGUAUGUUGGUGGCAGCUCAGCCAAUAAAGGAAAGGGCAAGGCGGCUGCCGCGGAGGCCUUCCCCGCUUGGAUGCCACCAAUGUUCAAAACGCCUCCGCCUCAGAGUAAAACCCCUGAGCCUUCCAGGGCCUCGCCUGUGCCGCAGCCUACGCCGGUGGCCGCGGCAAGGGGUGAUGGAAUGUUGAAUUUUUCGGGUGGGAACUCAAAUUCGGGGACAGGGACCAAUCCGAGGAAGAGGGGGCGGCCGCGGAAGGUAGUUUAGUUUGGAGGUUUAGAUUAGAAGACCCGGUUGUAAUUGCAUGCAUUUGAUGUUGGGUUUUAGGGUAGGGGAGGAGAGAGAGAGAGAGACAAAUUUUGCUGAGGGGUUUGGAGCUGCUCAGGUUGAAAAUUCGGAAGGUACUCUUGCUGUCUUACUCUUCUUUCUCUUCGUUGUGUUUGUUUUAGAAUGUAAUUGCUUCUUGUAGAUGUGUUAAGUUAUUAAGCUGGCGGCAUUUGUAGAUUUAACUUCUUGUAGCCGAAAUGCUAAGUCGUUCAGAUUUAAACCGCUGAGCUUUAAUCUAUUUUGGUCUUUUGAUCUUCAUAUCGAAUGUACAGGAGCAUGUGUAUGGGAACAUGUUUAGUUGGUUGAUUUAGAUUUUCAUUUUUGUUGGGGUUGAAGGUGGGUACAUUUGAUCAGAAAGUAGCUCUAGGACUAACUACUUUUUUAUUAUUGUGAAGUGGAUCAUUUAAACAUGUUUUCUGU
Messenger RNA from Fragaria vesca subsp. vesca, 1501 nucleotides. RefSeq lists its product as uncharacterized. The coding region runs from base 35 to 1021 and encodes 328 amino acids. The record is from RefSeq and is a predicted model, not a curated record. Lineage: Eukaryota; Viridiplantae; Streptophyta; Magnoliopsida; Rosales; Rosaceae. The transcript has a single exon.